AAAGUCGCGAAUGGGCGCCUUUUUAAGAUAAGCAUAUUUUGCGGCUGGCGUUUCGUGACGUCAAUAACAUGGCGUCAGGCAAUGCCGCAUGCGAUCAGCUGUUCACGUCGGGAGCCGCGGGGACGAAAAAUGAUCCCCGAAAAGCGCAAGCAACCGAAGAAACUGAUGACAACUACAUACUCAUAGACAUCUGCGCUAACUUAGUGAACAAAAAGUUUAACCGCGACCUCGAGAGCGUGAUUCAGCGUGCCAAAGAUGCGGGCGUCAAGAAGAUGAUCGUACUGGGCACGUCGGCACACACGACCAAGGAGGCCCUUCGAUUGACGCGAAUGCAUCCCGGUACAGUGUACUGCACCGCAGGCAUCCACCCGCACGACGCGAAAUCUUGGGACGAGGACACGCUCGAGGUGCUGCGGAGCGUCGCGUCCAGUCCAGAAUGCGUCGGCAUCGGCGAGUGUGGCCUGGAUUUCAGCAAAAAUUUCUCCUCUCCGGAGUGUCAAAUCGAAGUGCUCGAGAAACAGAUGGCGCUGGCGUUUGAGCUUAACAAGCCACUGGUGCUGCGCGAGCGAGCAGCGUUUGAUGCCAUGAUGGAUGUGCUGGCACGGCACAGCAGCCGGCUACCGGCGCACGUGGUGCUGCACUGCUUUGCGGGCAGCGGCGACCAGGCAGCGGCGUACGUAGCGCGGGGCUGCUACCUGGGCGUGGGUGGUCAGCUGUGGAAGGAGCCUGCGGUGCUGCAAGGCGUGCCACCCGAGCGGCUGCUCCUGGAGAGCGACAGCCCCUUCCUGUGGCCCAAUGCCCGGGCACUGCCGUCGCCGUGGCGCACGGCACUGCAGCCCCGUGCAGUGCGGCUGCUCGAGCGCUACUGCUCCUUUCAGCGCAACGAGCCCUGCUGCCUGCCAGCGGUGCUCGAGCUGACCGCGGCUGUGUUGGGCCUUGGACCUCAGGACCUGGCGCUGCGAACCACCUACACUGCACUCAGCAUCUUUGGCCUCGACUGAAAGGCCUGUGGACGGCAGCAUGUGUUCCUAAAUGAACGCUAAAGACAAUUUUAUACUUGGCUUAUUUGCUUCAAAAGAUCGAAGGUUUUUGCAUGAUGUUACAAAGAUUUUACGUGAAUUUAGACGUGCCACUUGUGGAUGGAAAAAAAAAAGGCCAUUUCUUGUGCACCUACCUGUUCCCGCUAACCGUGGUCAAGGCUCUGGCAAUGGGUUAGGUUAGGUUGAUAGCUGCUACCAGAGCCCCACAAUGCCUUUGGCUUGACUUGGCUGUGUUACCAAUAUUUCGUUGUUGGGUCGGCCAUGUUGGGUCGGCCAUGUUGGGUCGGCCAAAAUGGUGUAUGAGCCAGAGCUCACCAUUUUUGGUCUUCCAACUCCACCGAGUAGGAGAUGCUGUGCACAUGGGUCUUACCACGAAUGCUUUCGUUACGUAAAAACAAGUAACAGCGCAAGACAAAGGACAUAAGAAGAUGGACAGAGUGCCGACUAUCAACCAAUUUGUUAUAGUAUAGACCACUUAUAACGUAACCGCUUAUAGUGGAGGACCGGAUAUAAUACGGCCUUUUCAGACUCCCGUUAAUUUUCUCAUAGCACUAUAUGUAUACACAUAUCGCUUAUAGUGCAGUUGCGGGACACAAAAUACUGGUUACAGUGCGGCUGCCUGGAAGUUCGGCAGUCAACCUAGAUGGCAAACGCUCCCCUCAAGCCACAAAUACCACAUGUGCUCGAAUUUAAUGUGCACUUUUUUUCCAAUAAAACAGGUCCAAAAAUUGCGUGCGCUUAGAAUCAAGUACGACCCUAAAUCUGCGUUACCAUAUAGCCGUCGGCAUUUCAAAAUGGCCGCUUCGCACGCGCGUCGAGCCUAGCUACCGUAGCUUCCUCCAUGUGCUGCAGUACACGUGCUCAGGCAAUAGUCUACCGUCUGUCUUCACGUUCUCUGCAUCUGCUCUAUCAGCAUGAAGUACCGAGUUCAUCAUGAUGCCGUAUUUAAAAGGAAAGUGAUCAUGUGUGCGGAGACAGACGGAAAUCGGGCCGCAUCACAGGCAUUCGAAGAAUCCGAAACUUGUGUUCGGGACUGGCGCAAACGAAAGGAGAGGAUUUUCGCCAGCAAAGCAAUGUGGAAUGGUUUCAGUGGACUGAAGCUGGAUCUAAUCUGCGACGAUCCACUUCGGUGAUACGAUCGCCUUGGCCCUAUCUUGAAAGCAAUUUGCGACGGGGAAAGUCAGCCGCGCGCCAUGUUUUCGCUUAUGGGUCGCGUUGAAGCAAGAGGCAUGAUAGCACGAAGGUCAAUUCGCACGCCGCGCUUCGUCGUUCGAGCGUUUUGACAGUUCGUUUCCGCGUUAAACGAGUGAGACAUGUUCAUGUUUGCUUGUGCGCGCGUGACACCAUGCUUGUUAAUUUAUUUAGUAAGCGAAUACAGAACCUUGAGCACAGUGACAGCAACGGCAGAAAUGCGCCUGGAGUGUCCAUUAUCGUAAUAAAAUAGUUGUUUUGGUUACAGUGCAGUACCACUUAUAGUGCAGAUAUUCGUGACUCCGGCGACUUACGUUAUAAGCGGUCCACACUGUAUUAUGCACACAGCAAAUAUAUACCGGUGUGUGAAGGGGGAAUCAAAGAGUGUAAGCCACAUGGCAAGAAGAAAAGCUAUGAUAGGGAAAAUCAAGAUGAAUAAACGAACACUGUCAUCAAUGUGCAAGAAACGCGGUUUCCUUGGAUUAUUGCAUUGUUCAGACAACCAUUGUCAACAUCAGUGAGAUGAUGUGCUGUGUACUUGGAGCUCAUACUGUAUGCAUUUCAAAGAAAGGUUGCCAGCGCUGCAGCAACGGAGCACUGGCAAUGACACGCAUUACAAAUGAGUGCAUCAUCCUUCGGGAGGAAAUGUUGCAUAAUGUUUCUGCAGCCAAUCUCAUUGCUGUAUCUGGCAUAUCCAAAUUUCAGGGUAGCAUACCAGAACCACUCAUUUAGAAGCUGCAAACACGAGAUGUGACGAAUGCAUGUCAAAACAGUGAAAAGAUGUCACUGCAAGGGAUGUCAUGGUGCUAUAGAAUCAUCACUAUCUGGGAGAACUGCACAAGGAGCCAACACAUCGGGAAGAGGCAAAACUGGAACUUUCCCCCACAGCUCGUCGAAACAGGCACAACUCGCAAAGGCUUGUUGGUACAAUGUAUAUUUGAGAAAGGUGAUCCUGGCUUUCUUUUUUUUUAAAAACCUAACAUGCACACUAACAUCACACACAAACGUAAAAAAAAAAAUAGAGUUUAAACUUGACUGUAGUGGUUAUCUGAAAUUUCAUGUGCGGUAGCACGAACCACAUGCAUGUUUGCACUUCAUGCAAGUGUGGUGUUGUCACUGGCUGUCAUUUUCGAUUUCUGUGUUUUAUAAAUUAAUUACAGCCCAGGGAACCAGCUUUCUGGUGUAGUAGUAGUGACUUAUACACACCGUCUUGUUGCAAUUGCACCACCAGCGGUGGAGAUUGAAACUUGAUCUUUUUAAAAUUUUAUCCAUUACACAUACACACACACAAACUCUGGUGCUUGCACAGCUGACUGCGCAAUGCUAGACAUUGAACGUCGGUGCGAGCUUCACAGCAGAGACUCCUCUGUUCCAGGAGGUGUGCUUGCUGGUUGUGGCAUUUCCAGUUUGUCUCUGGCUCCUUUUCAGCAAUGUUUUUUUAUGCUAAUGAUUUCCACCCGCUAUGAAUUUGCAGUUGGAAGGCUCGAACAAGAAUGCCUAUGCAUUUCACUGCAAAAUCUGCCAUGCUGAUUUCUCGCCAUGCCAGUGCACUUACGACCUGUAGGAUUCAGACUGCUGCUGCAACGGCAAGCUAGAAAACAACAAAACAUGUUUCGAGCAAAUGCCAAUGAAAACUGUGCCAGCUGGCUGCCAUGUGUUUCAUAUGCAACUACUCCAAUGUAAUUGUUUAGCAAGACAGGCAGGCAAACUUGAUGGAGAAGCUUGCGUUGGCUUUAAAAAGGACAAGACACGGCUAUGAGACUGCACCAAUGUACCUUUGCCAGAAAGUACUGGCACAACUCAGUAUCACCUUUGUUUGCACAGCAAGCACAAAAGAAUGUGCUCACAUACCUGCCAACCUUAAAAUUCAUAAAACUAUUGCUGACAUGACACCGAGAGGGGAAGGUAGCACGCAUUUCUUAUGAAAGCUUGCCUAGAGGAGCCUUUUGUGGGAACACUUUAUUAAAAGACCCCUCACCAGGUCUGGCCAAGCAAACAAGUGCAGUGCGUGCACGGAGGUAUCCAGUUCGCUGAAAGCAGCCAGACAGCAACGCAGGUUUUGUUGUGCACAGUGCGAAACAAACAAAACAGCUCGCAGGCUUGCGCGCGAAACCGUCACCGAAAGUGUGCCGUGCAGAAAAAAACGCGCAAGAAAGAAAAGGCAGGGACAGAUGCGAUCCUCCGGCUCCGGUAUGGGAGAAUGCAGGGAAGGAAUUUCCCUUGCGGAAGGUAGACGGGGCAAGUGGAGAGAGUGUCUAUGUAGGCAAUGACGCUUGCCUCCUGAAAUUAUGGAUUCGCGACACUUCAAAUGUUGCCAUCUCUACUAAUAAUGAGCCAGUUUGAAAAAUUCAUGUGGUAGAAUGCUCCCUAGAGGGCACGUAACAAUUUCCAGUGCAUAAUCGAAAUUUCCUAUGUGGCCCUUUACCUUUUGAUGCAGCACACAACCAGCAGCAAGGCAUCUCAUUAUGACUUUUUCAGCGACAUUACUGUUGCUGAUUUCCUGUCUCUACUGCUCGAAGCAGAUACCUAUCUGCGUGUCCUAUCACCAUUGGAAGGCUUCCAGUGGAAGGUUCGGAGACUGACGAAAAGAAUUUAUUUUUUGUAAUACUUGAUGCAACAUUUGUAAAAUCGUAGAAUGAGCCCCUUUACGGAGAGUUGGCAGGUAUGUGCUCAGACUUUGUAUGUUGAGGCAUACUGAUGACACACAAGAAGUCGCAGCCUGUUUCAAGGGUUCUGAACGGCACUGCUAACACGAGGACAACACUAGCGCUUACGCUUCUUUACCAUGUUGAUCGGACACAACCACAGCAUAGUGACCAAAAUGCAAGAAUCAUGUCACUGCUCAAAACACCAAGCUGUUGCUCUCCUCCGUAUAGGUGUGGAGGAAGGUCACGUAAAGUCUGAGACGAGACCCUGAACUGUGCUCAACUGACUAGACAUCCACACCUUGGCCUCAAAAAUGUGCAUUCUACUGUGCAGACUGUAGCCUAUGUAUGCCUAAAACGCAGUGUAUUAUAGUAAUGUCAACUUUUAAGAACCAGGGAUUAAGACAAUGCACCAUGCAUCCAGUAUUUUUCCUCCACCUGUGGCCUGCUUCACAUGCCAUGGAGAAAAUCCCGGCUACUAGUGGCACAGUUUGCUGCACUAUGUUAAAGCCCCUGGAUCUUAGAAAAGUAGCGACAAUGCCGGCAGUGCCAAACGAAAGAUAUUGAAAUUGCAUGCGCCUGACUUGCUGCAUUACAUUAAGAGGCCAUGCAACAUUAGGCAGCCAAUUCGUGAGUUUAGCGUCUGUUUUAACACUGUCUGGUCCUUCUCCUUUGUGUGAACAACCAGGGAAGAGCCCACCAACUGCAAAAACAGUUAUUUUCACGGGCGGAUCUAUGAAUCUUGGCAAUUGUGGAAGCAAUGUUUCGACGUUUGCAGAUUGCAACAUCUGGUUCAGAAUAGGUUGUGCCCAAAACCCGAUGUCUGUGACGUGUUUCUGGCUCUCGCAAUUGCUUCCGCCGAAUGCAACCAGCAAAAGCAUAACCGUCAAGAUCUGCUCCUCUUUAUUUAGAGGGCGCCACCACUGGUGCGUGGCGUUGGACACUAUCUACUCUGUGUUCUGUCAGUGCUGUGGUGAGGUCCCCUUACAAUUGCCGAAGGCAGUUUAGCGUCCUAGCUGCACGCAUGCCGGACUGUUGUGUAAAGCAAUCUCACAACUGGUCAGAUGACGGAUUUGUUCUGCAGUGCCAGUGACGAGUGCGGAAGAGCUGAUGGGAGGAGUCUUUUGCUGGCCUAGUCUAUAACGUGGCAGCCACUCAAAGGUUAAUUUCACGAUCCGAGCGACAGUCAAUUAAAAUACAAGGGCACGACUGGUGCGAUGGUUGAGAAUGGGGAACAAUGUGUGUGAGGCACGCAUUAAGUCUGCUAGCUGCUUUUGGCCCAAACCAGGCGGGUGCACUGAAAUUGUGUUAGUUGGCGGCAAGAUCAAAGCCUUCCACUACUUUUCGAAGAUCUAGGUGCAGCGCACAUUCACCCGAGAUGGGAAUUCACUUCAGUGUGCCACUAAGGAGUGACAUGUGGUAGAAAAACGUUUUCAAAAAUGUGACUGUCAGCUGACCUCUGUGAUGCGAUGUGAAAAGUCAAAACUAGCCGCAUGCUUUGUGGGAAGUGCCUAAAAUAUUUUGAUUGCCAAACUAGUGGAAGUUUCACACAAUGUUGCUGCUUUGGUCUACUGUACGCUCACACACGUGGCAAUGGCCAACCUUGACAACAGCGGUGCUGGGUUUUCUUGCACUCAAGGGCCCAGACAAUGUCACCAAGUGCCUAGCAAAAUUAAAGGGCCCCUCCUCAAGUUUGAACAUUGUGAAUAAGUACUAAUAAUAUAUUGUCAUAUAGUUGAACAUUAGAAUUGCACAUUGUUAUAAAGCACUGAAAUCUUGCGAAAAUGGUGUGUGGUUUCUUUUCUACAUUAUCUGCUAUGCACCUGGUGUCAAUAUAAAAAGCAAUUUGAGGCUGCUGCUGCUGC
This is a messenger RNA of Dermacentor silvarum, 6741 nucleotides long. RefSeq names its product 3'-5' ssDNA/RNA exonuclease TatD. Lineage: Eukaryota; Metazoa; Arthropoda; Arachnida; Ixodida; Ixodidae. The transcript has 3 exons. The record is from RefSeq and is a predicted model, not a curated record. Gene Ontology annotation, cellular component: cytosol. Bases 69 to 1001 code for a protein of 310 amino acids. Gene Ontology annotation, molecular function: single-stranded DNA 3'-5' DNA exonuclease activity.